AUGAAGGACUAUCCCAAUCUAUUUCCAGAGGAGUUACCUAGGUUACCUUUAGAGUGCGAGGUCGAAUUUGGCAUUGAUUUGUUACCAAGCAUAGUUCUGUUGUCUAUUGCUCCUUAUCACAUGGAACCUAAAGAGCUAGUGGAAUGUGAGGUGCAAUUGCAAGAACUUCUAGAAUAUGGAUUCAUUAGACCAAGUGUGUCGCCAUGGGGAGCUCCUAUUCUGUUUGUUAAGAAAGAUAGAUCCAUGAGCAACCUUUAUGGACCAAAUGAAUUGGGUUUUCAGCCCAAACUUGAUCAGUUUAUUGUAGUCUUCAUCAACGACAUCUUGAUCUAUUCCAAGUCUAAAGAGGAACAUGAUGAACAUUUGAGAGUGGUUCUGUAG
Messenger RNA from Gossypium arboreum, 381 nucleotides. RefSeq lists its product as uncharacterized. Lineage: Eukaryota; Viridiplantae; Streptophyta; Magnoliopsida; Malvales; Malvaceae. The transcript has 2 exons. The record is from RefSeq and is a predicted model, not a curated record. Bases 1 to 381 code for a protein of 126 amino acids.